GCUCCUCGAGAGCCCCCCCACCCCGCCCACGGCUCGGCCGCCUGCUCCGCAAUGGGAGCCGCCGCCGUCGCCGCCGUGUAGUUUUUCGUGCUCCUCCUUUUCCUCCUCCUCUUUCUCCUCCUCCUCAGGGCCCCAGUCAGGCCGAUCCGCUCCGCUCACGGGUUUAAGAUUAUCUGACUUUCAACUAUACAGGAUUGCUGACUGCUGAUAGAAAGGUCCUCAUGGAACAAAAUGCACCAUGGAAGUGGCUUUGUUAAAUUCCAUGAGGAAAAAUAAAUAAUAUAUCUCCCAACUGUAUUGAAUAGAAAAAGGAAGGAAAAGAGAUAUAACUUGCUGCCUUGUGUGGAGUCACAUGAUGAUCAAAAUUAGAUCCAAGAAUUUCUAAACCCCAGGUUUCACGUUUCAAUAUUUGGCUUUACUUAAAGUGACUCAUAAAAUUGACUGAUAUCUUGUGUCAGUACUUAAAUGACAAUUUACAGAAAGUCAGCUCUUCAACUUGAUUGGCGACAACCCUUUUCAGCCAAAAAAUAAAUCAAAAAUGGCAGAACUCUUUAUGGAAUGUGAAGAAGAAGAGUUGGAACCAUGGCAGAAGAAAGUAAAAGAGGUUGAUGAUGAUGAUGAUGAUGAGCCGAUCUUUGUUGGAGAGAUAUCAAGUUCAAAACCAGCAAUUUCAAAUAUUUUGAAUAGAGUAAACCCCAGCUCAUAUUCGAGGGGAAUAAAGAAUGGUGCGCUCAGCCGAGGUAUUACUGCUGCAUUCAAGCCUACAAGUCAACACUACACGAACCCAACAUCAAAUCCAGUGCCUGCCUCGCCAGUAAAUUUUCAUCCUGAAUCUAGAUCUUCAGAUAGUUCUGUUAUUGUUCAGCCUUUGUCUAAACCUGGUUAUGUAACGAAGUCAUCACGAGUUGUUUCUAAUAAUUCUUCAGAGUUACUGUUUGACUUGACCCAGGAUACAGGAUUACCACUUUACCAAGGAGGACCAACACUUUCUAUAGCAGGUAUGAAUGAAAGUUCAUUUUUAUCAAAACGUCCUUCUACUUCUGAAGUAAACAGUGUUAAUCCAAAAAAGUCUAAACCCAGUGAAGGUGUUUCUGGAACAAAUUCCUCAGCUGUAUUUUCUUCAGUUAAAUCUCUUUCAGUGACAUCUCCCCAGGCUGUGCCGUCAAAAGGUACAAAUAUCUCAUCAAAUCAAUCUAAAAAUGGAACACCUUUUCCAAGAGCUUGUCCAAAGUGCAAUAUUCAUUUCAAUCUUUUGGAUCCUUUGAAAAAUCACAUGAAGUACUGUUGUCCAGACAUGGUAAAUAACUUUUUGGGACUGGCUAAAACAGAAUUUUCAAGUACAGCAAAUAAAAGUAAGACUGUUGAUUCAGAAAAAGGAAAACUGAUCAUGUUAGUUAAUGACUUUUAUUAUGGAAAACAUGAAGGAGAUGUCCAGGAAGAACAGAAGACUUACACAACCUUUAAGUGCUUCAGUUGCUUGAAAAUUCUUAAAAAUAAUAUUAGGUUUAUGAACCACAUGAAACAUCAUUUGGAACUUGAGAAGCAGAGCAGUGAAAGCUGGGAAAACCACACCACCUGCCAGCACUGCUACCGUCAGUUUCCCACACCAUUUCAACUGCAGUGUCACAUUGAAAGUACACACACACCCCAUGAAUUUUCUACCAUUUGCAAAAUAUGUGAAUUAUCAUUUGAAACAGAGCAUAUUCUUUUACAACAUAUGAAGGACAAUCAUAAACCUGGUGAAAUGCCAUAUAUUUGCCAGGUUUGCAAUUAUAGAUCAUCAUCAUUUUCUGAUGUAGAAACUCAUUUUAGAACAUCCCAUGAAAACACUAAGAACUUGCUAUGUCCAUUUUGCCUCAAAGUUAUUAAAAUUGCAACACCCUAUAUGCAUCAUUACAUGAAGCAUCAGAAAAAAGGAAUACAUCGUUGUACAAAAUGCAGACUACAGUUUUUAACAUGCAAAGAGAAAAUGGAUCACAAGACUCAGCAUCAUCGGACAUUUAUAAAACCUAAACAGCUAGAAGGAUUGCCUCCAGGAACAAAAGUUACUAUUCGAGCUUCAGUUGGCCCUCUUCAAUCAGGAUCUUCAACUACACCUACCAUUAGUGCAAGCACUUCUACCCUUCAGCUCUCACCUCCAAGGACUAAAAAUAUAACUGCUAAAAAUCCCACAAAAUCUAACACAAGUAAACCUAAUAUAACUAAAUCCAUUGCAAGUAAACCUAAUGCAAGUAAGCCUAAUGGAAGUAAAUCUAAAUACAAAUCAAAAAUAUCUAAUAUGCAAAAGAAACAAAGCACAUUGGCUAGUAGCAAUAAAAAAAGUAAAGUCAAUACAGCGUUGAGGAAUUUAAGGUAUCGUCGGGGAGUUCACAAGUGCAUUGAGUGUUGUUCUGAAAUAAAAGAUUUUGCAAACCAUUUUCCUACAUAUGUCCACUGUAGUUUUUGCAGAUACAACACUAGCUGUAGCAAAGCCUACGUGAAUCAUAUGAUGAGCUUUCAUAGUAAUCGUCCAAGUAAAAGGUUUUGUAUCUUUAAGAAGUAUUCAGAAGAUCUCAGGGGCAUUACUCUAGUGUGCCUUAAUUGUGAUUUCCUAACUGAUGUUUCUGGCUUAGAUAAUAUGGCUACACACUUAAGUCAACAUGAAACUCAUGCUUGUCAAGUUGUAAUAGAGAAAGUUUCUGUUUGUAUCCCAACUUCUGAACAUCUUUCUGAAUUAAAAAAUGAAGCUCCCACUAAGGAACAAGAACCUGUGUCUGAGGAAAUUGCAAGACCUAAUAUGGCUGAAGGAGAAACAGAAACAUCAAAUUCUGAAAGUAAACAAGAUGAAGCUUCUUCAGAGGAAAUAAAAAAUGGAUGUGAUGUGCAUUUAUUUGAAGGCUCAUCAACAACAAAAAGUGAAGAAGGUGUAUCAGGUUCAGAUAAAGAAAAUGAUACCUGUCUUGAAGACCAGGAAACUGGCUCAAAGAAUAUCUUCAGUUAUGAUUCAAUUAUUGAUGCAGAUAAGGUGGAAAAGGAAAAACAAAUAGAGCACAUUUGUCAGGAAACAGAGUUGAAGAGGUGCCAAAGUUCAGAAAACCUCAUUGCAUGUGAUCAGACUGAAGAUUGCAAUGCCAGUGAAGCUGGAUUUUCUUCGAAGAAUAUUAAGGAUUUGCAGUUAACAUCUGGUGAUGUUAGCAUUGAUCAGUUUUUGAGAAAAAGAGAUGAACCUGAAUCUGUUAGUUCUGAUGUUAGUGAGCAAGGCAGUAUUCAUUUGGAACCUUUGACUCCAUCAGAAGUGCUUGAGUUUGAAGCCACAGAGAUUCUUCAGAAAGGUAGUGGUGAUCCUUCAGCCAAGACUGAUGAAGUAGUGUCUGAUCAAACAGAUGACGUUCCCGGAGAAAAUAGCCUUAGCACAACAGAGACAACAGGAGACCUGGCAGAUGAAAAAGAAAGAAGUUGAAAUUAAUUAGGCAUUCUAAGUUUUAGUGUACCAACGAUAAGAGCAUUUGGAACAGUGCUAUCAGAAAGCUGCUUGAGUCGGAUUACCUUUGGUGCCUCUAGAAAUUGUAUAUUGCUCGAGGAAAUUUCAUGUUAAAGUUAGUGGUAGAUUUUAUUCCGUAUUCUUCAAUUGAUGCAUGAUUUAUUUUAAAUUGAGACAAAGUACAGGGGGAUGAACUGCUAAUAUUUACAGAGAAUUGAUUUGCUUUAUAAAUUCUUCUACUUCAAGAGAAUUAUAAUUUAAUAUUAUAGUUUUCUAUCUGCUCAGUAAAUUAAAGAGGCUAAAUAGGCAAAAUAUUUUAUUGACUUAUUUUCUUGAAUAUUUUUGAGGGUGGGGGCAAAUAUUUUUAUCUUUCCUGCUCCCAAGAAAAGAUGGGAUAGAGGGACUUAUUAACUGUCAUCCUUCACCUUGUUGAAACAUAAAUCUAUAGCAGAGAAGACUUUUGGAGUAAGGGGAAGAAAAAAUCUGUGUAAGGACCAUUUUCUGAAUCUCAUUCAAUUAGUUGCCAAGGCUGUCACCUAAUGCUUCAAAAACCUAGAACACUGUACCAAAAUAAGUCUCUAAGUAACACUGUAGUCCCUUGUGAGCUUUGAGUAGUUCCUUCUCCUGCCCCUAUAUACUUAAAGUAGUGGUAUUGAAAGUACCUGAUCAAUGAAUAGUUUAUACCUAUCCACUGUGAGAAAAGGAACUUGUACCAGACUAUAAAUCCUUCAUUGAGAAAGUCUAGCAAUGAAAACAAAAAAAUAGUUGAAAUAAACAUUGUACUUGGUAACAUAGUUGGUUUCUGUUUUCACAUAAUCUCCGUAUCUCAUUUCUGAUCAGGAACAAACAAUUCAGGUAUGCAAACCAAACCUUUGAGUAGCAGUGCUUUAGCACAGUGGUCAGCAAACUUUUUCUCUGUAGAGCCAGAUAGUGAAUAAUUGUGGACUGUGUGGUCACAAUUAUCCAACUCUUCCUUAUAGCUUAAGAGCACCUAUAGACAAUAUGUAAAUGGUAGCCUGUUUGUGUUCCAAUAAAACUUUAUUUACAAAAACAGAAUGUUGGUUGGAUAUGGCCAGUGGGCUGUAGUUUGCCACCACCUGCUUUAGAGUGCUGUUUUAUCUGGGCAAAUUGUGCUCAGGGACUGAGAUUUUCUUUGCCAAUAGCUUAUUUAACACCAGUUCACUGUGAGAAUUAUAAUUUAUAAAAAUAAUAUUUCGCAAGCCGAUACCAUACAGGAUAAUGUCUGUUAAUAAGCUAAUAAAGAAAUAACAUACUCCAAACUAAUAAUAGAUUGAUUACACUGUUGUUCCAGGCAAAAAGGAGAUGAAAGAAAGUCCAAAUUUAGUUGAGGUGUACCUUUCCAGGAAUUGGUUGUCUGUAGAGUCAGUCCUUCCAACUAAAAGCUGGGUAUCAGCUGCCAGCGUAGGUCUCUUGCUGCUGGGGCACGUAGCUAGGGGGUGACAGUACCGGUGUCGGUAAGCAAGCUGGGCUGUUCCAAAUGUUAUGACUCCAGGGACCAUUACAUGACUUACACCACUGCCUACCAGGAGUAGCCUUGCCAAGGCAGGAACAGAUGUCCCUUCUCUUCCUGAGACUGCUGCACAGUUUAACACUGCUGAGGACCAAGAGUGGCCUGGCCAUGGCAGGAGCAAGUGUCUCAAGAUCUUCACAGAGCUAUGUAAGUCAGCAAAGAGUAGCCUUGCCCAGACUAAACACUCUCGGUAAGUCCUCAUAAAUUCUCGGUAUUUAAAGUUUAAGUGUCCAUCACUCGAUAGCUGCUCUUCCAUAUGUUCGUAUUGAUUAUCCUCCCCAGCGGCACCCCUUAAUGGCUGAGCUGCUGAAUGCUUAUCAACAACAGCAGAUGUUGAUGACAUCAUCCUGGCACAGCUUCCUUAGUGUAAACAAAUUUACCUGUAGAUCAAAACAACUUCACUUAAGUCAUAAACAAGUGGAUUUGAAAUCAUAACAAACCAAUACACAACAAGCACUUAGACUUUCUUGAUUGACUCUGAAAGCCAGUGAUGCACUCAAGUGACUCUUUGCCUAAGAACUAACUACCAAGGUGCCUUACUGUAUUAUAGUCUCCUGUUACCUAACAACAGAAUUAUGAUUGAUUACAUGUGCAGUUCAGUGACGUUAAGAAACAUUCAUUUUGUGGAUGCACUUUUAACUUACGUUGAAAAUCUGAAUGCCAUAUUUAUUUAUGUUAUUUUUUCCCCUUUGUAUCUCUCCAAUGUUUUAGGAAGGAAAUUGUAAUUUUUUUCACCCUAUAAAUUUUUAAAGAACUAUUCUAAACAUUUUUUUAAAGGAACUGACAAGAUAUGAGUCACCUUGUUUCAGCUAUAAGUAAAAAGAUAUCUGGGCAAUUACUUGUCUAAGGUUACAAAGCCAAGAUUUGAACGUAAUUUGAUCUGAUUCUGAAGUUAGUGUUUUCUACCACAUCUAUAGUUCCUAGCAUUUAUACUGAAUGUCCCUUUUAAAAAUAUAUCAGUUUUUGCAAAUAACCCUUCCAUUGAUGGUACUAAUUACAGUUUUAUUUAUUAUUCCUACAGUGAUUAUAUGCAUAUGGAAUGGAGGACCUCUUAACCUAAAGAAGAGGACCUACUGAUCUCUUUUACUAAUAGGAAUUGAGGAAUUUUACCUCAAGAGGAGGGGUUAGUGAAUAGUCUAUUAACAGGAAAGACAGCAUGUGAUUUAAAGAUACACUUUAUAUAAUAAUUAUAAAUGUUUUGACAUCAUUACAUUUUUUUAGGCUUCUGUAAUGUCAUUUUAAAAUUAUGGUUGACAUGAUCAUUUUUGUUCCAUCAAACUUGUUACUCCAGGAUCACUCACUUGUACUGACUUCAGUGAAUUAGGACUUUUGUAUGUAUACAGGCACUAAAAAGAAUUGCAAGUGUUUCAUUUUUACUAGAUUGCUAUAACACUACGACUUGUUUUUUCAGCUAAAAAAUAAAACACAAUUUACCUAUGUCUAAGCAUUAAAAGAGAAAUGAUUAUUUUAAAAAUAUUGUUUACUAAUGAGGCAUAUCUGCCAAUCCAUGUACACAAAAUGAAUAGUCAAAUAGAUUUUUUUAAAGUCAUGGUAAUGUUUAAUUUUCAUCUCAAAAUCUAUAAACUCAAAGAUACUUCACUUGGAUCAUCUUGUAAGGAAUUAAACACAUCUGUAGCAGCAUCUGUAACAUCAUCGAGGGAUGAGGUGUCCUGGGUGAAAUUACUUUUACAGUUAGCUAAAGGUAACUUUUAAUUGCUUUUUAAAAGUAUUAUAAAAUCACUUUUGUUAUUUAAAAGAAUAUACUAUGCAUAAUUUAGUCUUCUUUGAUGACACAGUGGGUCAUCAUUAUGGAGAUUUUUGGACCAAGCUAUAAAUGAAGCUGUAGCUGCAGAUAUUAAUGGCCUGAAUAACUACUGAUCACAGAAGUGACCUUGGAUUUCGGUUUACAGAAAUAUUUCAGGUACAUCUAGGGUCAUUUGACUUUUCCAAAAACAGAACAGAAAAACUGACUACAUUACUCACCCAAUUCAACCUCUUUUUUAAGAUGAAUUUUCCCUCUUAAAUACUAAAGUAAAACCUGCCAUUUGUGGAGAAUUUGAUAAUUAUAAACUGUAGUUUUAAGCUUUCAAAAUAUUUUAAGCAUUUACGCACUGCCUUAAAAACUUGAUUUUAAUUGCUCUAUAUCAGGGGCUAGCAAACUAUGACCCACAGUUGGCUACCUUUUUUUGUAAACAAAAUUUUAUUAGAAAACAGCCAUGUCAUUUGUUUAUAUAUUGUCUGUUGUAGCUUUUGCACUACAACAGCACAGUUGUACAUGACAAGAGGCCGUAUGGUCCGUAAGUCUCAAGGAUUUACAAUCUGGCACUUCAAGAAAAAGUUUGCCAACCCCUGCCCUAUAUUUUUGUAUGGGUAUAAUCAUAACUUUAUAACUGUUCUUUUAUUUUCACUAUUAUAGACACUGCAGUGAAGCUCUUAUUCCAUACAUUUUGGUCCAUAUUUUAUUUACCUGUACUAAAAUUCUAAAGUGUAUAAUUUAUUAGAUUGAAGAGUAUUCAGUUUUUAAAUUGAAAAAUAGAAACCCAUACUUAUUUUAAUUAUCAUACCAUAGUACUUACAGAAAGCUUCUUGGUCCAGCAUUAACUUGUAGGAGUUAAGAGUUUAUUCACCUAGAUUUUUUUCUUUGAUUCUUCAAAGUCAGCUUGUUUUUAGCCUAAUGUAGAUUUUCAUUCCUGCUAUUCACCAAAUAUUUCUAGUGUGUGGCCAUAUGACUAGUUUCUGGCCAGUGAGUUGUGAGUGAAAGUGACUUCUGGUUUCGAGGAUUUAGUUGUUAAUGUGAGACUCUUUAGAACCCUCUUUUCCCUCAAGCAUGGUAACAUUUUUACUAUUCAGAUGGUGAUUGCUAUAUCAGGCUUGGUUCCUGAGGGACUAUGAAAAGAGCCUUCCUGUUUAUUUAGAUACACAUAUAGCAUGAAGGAGAAAUAGCAUUUUUAUUUUAAGCUACUGCAGUUAGAGAAUUUUUGUUCUACAGCAUAACUAAGUCUCUCCCUACUGAUGUAGGAAUUAAUCCUGAAAGUGGAUUGCUGCCAUUAGAAGAAACACAGCUGAGCUACAUUACACCAGUGUAUUGCAUUGGCUUAGGUGGCAGAUGGCAAGGCUACAUGAGGUGAUCCACAUUCUGCUAUGGUGAGAGAUUUGGUAAACUUGACUGUAAUUGUUGAAAGACAAAUGGUGUACGUAAUGAAGUUGUAUCUCUAUUGGAAGAGUUUGACUAACAAAAUGUUAAUAGCAUGUUUUGGUUACUAUAUUGGCUGCAUUUGACAACUUACUCUGAGAAAGAAGUGAACUCAGAUGAGAAAUGGUAAUAUUGAAAGUGGGAACAAAAGAGAAUAGAAAAAGUCCACAAAUCCAGAUACUUGCAGGGUUGGAAAAGGCUAAACUUCUCACCCCCAACCAGUAAAAGGAGAAGGCCUAAGCAAGAAAACUUAAUUAAAUUAUGAAUAUGGCCAUCAUACCAAUUAAUUAGAUUAAAGAGAGGCCCCGAAGUGUUUCUUCUAUGUGUAAAUUCCUUCACGGCAUUUCUUGGGAAACACAUAUUUUUCUGAAUUUCAAGACAAAUCAGUCAAGAAAUCGAUGAAACAGGAAAAAGUAUUGUAACUUUCCUAUGAGAAUUAAAGCUAAGUAAUGAAGUUAGAGCCAUUACUGGUUUGCAGGAAUCCUCUGAAGUCAAGCUCAAAAGUAAGACUAGGGAAUGCUGACAGGUGGAGUCAAAGAGUAAAGUCAACAUUUCCAGGAACCACAAUAGGAGUCCACAGAAGAGAAGUGGUCAUAGUCUGAUCACUCAGUCAUACUUGUAGCUAUUGCCAUGGUAUAAAUGUGUAUUCAUACCCCUGUCUGCUGCUAAUGGUGAGUCAUUCUUGCAAGUAAAAUAAAAAUUAGUAAGUUUAUAUUCAUAGGAUAAUUUAUACAAAUCCCAUCAAUGGUCUUCCAAAAAUAACAUGUUGUGGAAGCAAAAUAAUUCCAUAAAUUAUCAAUUUUGACUUGUGAUUCUGUGUGGUGUUUUUACUUUUGAGAGGAGAGCCAAAUGUAACAUUAGUCAAGUAACUACCAAAUAAAUUUAUUGGCACUUCCCAGUGUAUGAUUAUUUGCCAAAGGGUGCUAUUCUUUACAAAUACUUAAACAAUAAAUGCAAAGAAAAGAAGUAAAUGUUGUGGAACAUUCUGAAAUGAGAUCAGAAACUGAUCUAAAGUCUAAAUUAGCAAAAGCACUAUCAAUUGCAACAAUAAGACCAAAAUCUGGGCUAGCAGACAAAAUAUUUUUUAUCAUUAAAAAAGGAAAAGAGGGGCUUCCCUGGUGGCGCAGUGGUUGAGAAUCUGCCUGCUAAUGCAGGGGACACGGGUUCGAGCCCUGGUCUGGGAAGAUCCCACAUGCCACGGAGCAGCUGGGCCCGUGAGCCACAAUUGCUGAGCCUGCGCGUCUGGAGCCUGUGCCCCGCAACGGGAGGGGCCGCGAUGGAGAGAGGCCCGCGCACUGUGAUGAAGAGCGGUCCCCACACCGCAAUGAAGAGUGGUCCCCGCUUGCCGCAACUGGAGAAAGCCCUCGCACGAACCGAAGACCCAACACAGCAAAAAUAAAUAAAUAAAUAAAGGAUAGUCUUCUAAUAAAAAAAAAAAAAAAAAAAAAAAGGAAAAGAGCUUCUAUGAAGUAACAUGUAACCUAACACCAACUUGAAGAUGUUUUUGGACAGUCCCUAGCAACUUCACUAAUAUCGAUGCAAAAAUGAAAGAAGAAUUUCUAUGUCUGGAAUAGUUGUUAUAAAAUAAAGAUAAAGACUAUCAGAUAGGGCAACUAAUGUGUUGUAUCUUUUUAGAUUUCUUUUUUAAAAAUUUUAUUGAAGUAUAGUUGAUUUACAAUGUUGUGUUAGUUUCAGGUGUACAGCAAAGUGAUUCAGUUAUACAUAUACAUAUAUUCAUUCUUUUUUUCAGAUUCUUCACCUAUAUAGGUUAUUAUAGAAUAUUGAGUGUAGUUCCCUGUGCUAUACAGUAGGUCCUUGUUGGUUAUCUAUCUUAUAUAUAGUAGUGUGUGUAUGUUAAUCCCAGACUCCUAAUUUAUCCCUCCCCCUGACAUUUCCCCUUUGGUAACCAUAGGUUUAUUUUCAAAAUUGGUGAGUCUGUUUCUGUUUUGUAAAUAAGUUCAUUUGUAUCAUUUUUUAAAAUUAGAUUCCACAUAUGAUCGAUAUCAUAUGAUAUUUGUCUUUCUCUGUCUGACUUACUUCACUUAGUAUGAUAGAUUUCAUUUUAAGAAAAACUUUUAAACAAAUAUUUGUAGUGCUUCCAAUUUAACAAAUGAUUUUUAUUGGCAUUUUUGUUAGUUUCCUUUAUUUAAUGUUUUCUGUUAUCAAAUAUCUAUGUCAGGUAGAUAUAAUGGUAUUGAAGUAUAUAAUCUUGUCCCAAUACAUUGGUUCAUGUUAAUAAACAUUUAUUAUUAUGUCUUUUUUAACAGAAAAUAUCUGGAACAUUUAGUAUAACUAUCACAGAAAAAUGAUUCAGUAUUUAUUUUGGUCACUCAUAACUAUUUUAAAUAUAUUAAGUAUGGUGCUAUGAAAAAUAUAGAAUGACAAUUCUGUGUAAUUUGGGGAUACCUGAGAAUUCCCAGAAGUUUUCAUUUCUCAUUCCCACAUCCUAAAUAUUAAUACCUGUCAGGAAUUGGAAAUACCAAUGCCCAGUAAUUUGUUCAGAUAUAUAAAAUGGCUUAGGAAACACUUGCUAAAACGUCAGUCUUCUACCAGUGCCUGAUGGGCUCAGGGUACUCCAGUCAAGUGUAAAGAGGAGCUGGGGGGAGCACUUCUUUAAAUUUGUGGGUGUGAGUAUUGGCUCACUGCUGACUGCAGUCAGAUAAAUAAAAAGCAAACAUACUGAGAAAGUUGAACUGUCAAACCAUGAGCCUGGACUAAAAGUUUAUGACUGAUCAACUCAAAAUGACCCUUGGGCCCCCAACUUUCUACACGGGGUAGCAGACAGAGAAAGUUGCUUGGUCCCCAAAUAAAACAUAUUCCCCAAUGUCUACCUCUGUGGUCAAGAAGGAUAAAGAAAAAAGGAAGGACCUCCUGGAUGGUGGGAUCAAUAGCUUUGGACAGCAAUUGAUUAGAGAUCCCCUUCCAGCAAGCAGAGUCAGGUUCUCAUCAAGGAAUUUUUGCACCACCAGAGUAGUGUCCUUGUAGCAGAGAAUUGUUUUGGACCAGUGACUGAGUGUUUCCCAUCUUUCUCCUUCAGGAUAGGAGUGUUUAUUUACAGUUUUUCUAUCUCUGUUUCAACCUUGUGUGUGUAGAGGACAGCUUUUUAAUUCAUAGGAUAACCAAUCUAGAGGAGACUAGUGCAUACUAUCCCCUGAUUUAGAGACUAGCAAGAGAUACUGAACUUUGAGCUUGAUGCCGUUGAUUGAAUGGUACUGUUGAGUUAUCUCUCCUUCGAAGAGAAGGAGUGUGUUUUGGCUAUAAGAAGGAGGAUACACUGAAUAACUGCUGACCAGAAGCGUGCUCUGUGAUAGUCAUGAGGGCUCUUCACCUUGUAGUUACAGUAGUUCUCUCUAGAGAACCAGACACAUAGCAGGAUUACACUUCCCUUGUGGUUGGGUGGUGCCAUCUUUCUGGGUCUGGCCUGUGAACUGCGGGCUCCACUUCUGAACUGGAGAAUUGAAUUGCCAAUUUGAGACUCUCUAGAUGCCUGUCUUUCCUCUAAUUUAUUUAUUGGCAACGUUUGAGUUGGUGGUUGCUCUGUCAUUUGAGUAACUGUGAUGAAGAGAAGAAUCACCUUCCCAAUUUGCAGUGGACUUUUAAAAUGAGUAAGAAAUAAACCUUUUUGAUUUUAGUAAUUGAGAUUUGAGGGUGGUUACCAUAACAUAAUUCUAACCUAUCCUAACUGAUAAACUUAGUAACAUUAUGAAAAUCUUUUCAUGCCUGUGCCUGAGGACCUAUUAGAAUUUUCUAACCUUUUUAGAUCUAUCUCAGCAUUUCCUAUCUUUUACUAUUAUCCUAUUGCACAGUAAUUUUAUAUUAGUCCCCCUAAGGAUUUUUAAAAAUUGUUUUAUUGCAUAAUUUAAAAAAUAGUUUUAGAACUUUCACUUCUGACCAACUUGUAGUAAUAAGGACUGGAUUUAACCCUCCCCUCUGAAACAAACAAAGCAACAUGAAACUGGUUUUCAAGACAGUGAUAUCAGGAAAGACAGUGAUCCGUGAGAGAAAACAAAUUAGGUGAGCCUUAUGAUUACCUCAGCUUACUUCUUUGAGAGCUUCCAAGCUUUAACACAGGGAAAGGAAACUGAGACAAAAACUGGGAGAUUCCCUAGGUUGAGGAGACAGAACUGAGAGUCUGGAGAAACCCAGGGAGUUCGAGUUCAUAGGGCCAAGUCCCAAAGAGGAGAGAGCUGCGCAGAGAGAUUUGUAGUAUUCAGCAACUACCCAGGGCUAGAGAAAGGACAAUCUGAAAGGAUUAGGGGGGUACAGAAACAGUGCAUAUUCCUACCAGAUAGAAUGAAAAAAAAAAUUAUAAUUCAUGGAGCACUGGGUAGAGAACUCAGGAAGUUGUUACUAUGAGAGUAAUUAGCCCUAGGCUGAGCCCUGCUCUUUACCCAACUAACAAAUCAUAAAAGCAAGACCUGAAAGGGUUAAAUAAUUUACAUACAAGUGUACUGUAUCCCAGAACAAAAUUCAAGAAGAUAUAUAGGGAUACAAAUAUAUCUAGCACCCACAAAGGUAAAACUCACAGUGUCUGACAUCCAGUUAAAGAUUACCAGGCAUACAAAGAGGCAGGAAAACAUGACCAUAAUGAGAAAAACAGCCAGUCAAAACUGACCCAGAACUGAAACAGAUGUCAGAAUUGGGACAGGAUAUUAAAACAUAUCAUAUAACUAUCUUCAAAAAGUUAAGAGGAUGUUAAAAAGACCCAAAUUAAGCUUUAGAGAUGGAAACUACAAUGUCUGGGAUAAAAAUUAUGCUGAUGGAAUUAAUGGCAGAGCAGACAUAGCGGAAGAAAAGAUCACAGAAUUUGAAGACAUAGCAAUAGAAACUAUUUAGUGAGCCGUGGGACGUCAAGAGGCCUAAUAUUUUCUAAACUUGAAAACUCUAAACCCCCAGAUCCAAGAAGCUCAACAAGCCGCAAGGGAUUUGAUGAUACAUGAUACAUGAAGAAGACUCACAAAGACAACAUAAUCAAAUUGCUUAAAACCAGUAAUAAAGAGAAAAAAUUUAAGAAUUUUAAGCAACCAGAUAAAAACAAUGACAUACAGAGGAACAAAAAUAAGGAUGACAUCAGAAUUCCUUAAAAGUACUGGAAAAAAAAAAACAAACCCUGUAAACCUAGAACUGUAUUCCCAGCAAAAAUGCUUUUCAACCAAAGGCAAAGCCUGUGAAAAUGUACCACCAGGAGACCCACGUUACAAGAAAUGCUAAAAGAAGUCUUUGGGGCAGAAGGUAGACACCUGAGAUCAAAUUACUUAACUAUGUUGCUCAAAUCAUCUAUAGCUUUACUGAUUUUUUUUCCCUUGAUCUAUCAGUUACUGAGAGAAAUAUUUUAAAAUCUGACUCUGAUAAUGGAUUUGUAUAUAAGCUGUAAUUUUAUCAACUUUUGCUUUGAGAUUAUAUGCCUACAAGCUUAGUUUAUUUUCCUGGUGACUUGAGCCUUAUUAUGUAGUGACCCUCUAUAUCUCUAGUAAUACUUACAAUUUACAGGCAUAGCUUGUUUUAUUGCGCUUUGCUUUAUUGCACUUCACAGAUACUGCAUUUUUAACAAACUGAAGGUUUGUGGCAACCCUGCAUCAAGGAAAUUGGCACCAUUUUUCCAGCAGCAUUUGCUCAUUUCAUGUCUCUGUGUCACAUUUUGGUAAUUCUCACAGUAUUUCAAACUUUUUCAUUACUGUUACAUUGUUAUGGUGAUGUGUGACCAUGAUCUUUGGUGUUACUACACAGCUCACUGAAGGCUCAGUUGAUGGUUAGCAUUUUUUAGCAAUAAAGUAUUUUUUAAUUAAUGUACGUACAUUUUUUAGGCAUAAUGCUAUUAUUGCACACUUAAUAGACUACAGUAUAAUGUAAACAUAACUUUUAUAUUCACUAGGAAACCAAAAAAUUCAUGUGACUCACUUUAUUGCAGUGAUGUUGAACUGAACUUGCACUGUCUCUGAGGUGUGCCUGUAUUUUGUUUGAUACAGCUAUACAAACUUUCUUUUGGUUAGUAUAUUUUUAAUAUUUAUUUUCCCACUAUUAUACUUUCUGUAGCAUAAAAUUAUGUUAUUAAAAUUCAGGGACUUCCCUGGUGGCACAGUGGUUAAGAAUCCUCCUGCCAAUGCAGGGAACUCAGGUUUGAGCCCUGGUUCCAGGAAGAUCCCACAUGCCGCAGAGCAACUAAGCCUGUGCGCCACACCUACUGAGCCUGUUCUCUAGAGCCCACAAGCCACAACUACUGAGCCUGCAUGCCACAUAUACUGAAGCCCACGUGCCUAGAGCCCGUGUUCCGCAACAAAGAGAAGCCACCACAAUGAGAAGCCCGUGCACCACAACAAAGAGUAGCCCCCGCUUGCUGCAACUAGACAAAGCCCGCGCGCAACAAUGAAGACCCAACGCAGCCUAAAUAAAUGAAUUAAAUAAAUAAAUUUAUUUAAAAAAUCAA
Molecule: messenger RNA, 14608 nt
Organism: Balaenoptera acutorostrata (minke whale)
Lineage: Eukaryota; Metazoa; Chordata; Mammalia; Artiodactyla; Balaenopteridae
Gene: ZNF280D
Product: zinc finger protein 280D
Exons: 23
Coding region: 539-3439 (966 amino acids)
Biological process (GO): regulation of DNA-templated transcription
Molecular function (GO): RNA polymerase II cis-regulatory region sequence-specific DNA binding; DNA-binding transcription factor activity, RNA polymerase II-specific
Source: RefSeq, a predicted model, not a curated record